AUGGACUCGAUAGGCGAGCCGACGCUAGUGACUUCGCUCCGCUUACAGCGCGGCGAAGUUACUUGCGUGAGCGCGGCCGGAGCUCGCCUCGCGACGGGCAGCGGUGAUGGCACCCUGCGACUUUGGACGUGGCACCGGGACGUUACCUGGGUCGAGCAAGCGGAGUAUCCGAGGGCACACCGUUAUGGAAUUACAGGAGCAAAAUUUGCAUCAUCUGGACUUUUAUUGGCAACUGUAGGAGUAGAUGGCGCGGCUCGUUUGUGGGCUGUGCACGAGACUCUCGUCGUGAGACGAACCAUGGCGGCGCCAGACGCGGCGGCGGCGCGGUCGCUUCAGUGGGCGAUGAGUGAGAGAUUGAUAGUUGGACACGAUGAUGGGGGAAUACGAGUAUGGGCUAUUCGGUCGGGAACACUGCUCGCACACGUGCGGCCUCAUGAAGGAGCCGUCUACGCUAUCGCAACACCGGCCGCCGCUGCACUCUUAUUAACUGCCUGCACUGAUGGAGUGCUGAAAGUCUUUGAGUUGGAUGAAGUUAUUGCACACGGAAGAGAAGGCGAUGUAGGUCCACCACCACUACUAUGGGAGGAUGGAGCGCAUGAUUUAGGAGCGCUUUGUGCUACGGAUUGCUUUGGAGGAGCGGCGACGGGCGGACACGAUGGGCGCGUGCGUGUAUGGCGCGUGCAGGGGGCGGGCGGUGAGCGGCACGUGGUGGCUGGCGUCGUGCUGAUCGGGCACACUGCCGCCGUCACUGGGCUGAGUUGGGUCAGAGACGUGCUCGCCUCGGCGUCGCUAGACCGCACGGCACGGCUGUGGAACUCCGACUCUGCUGUUUGCAUCCGAGUGUUGCACGCACACUCGCGUUAUCUUACGUGCGUGACUCUUGCAAGUGAUUUGCGUUACAUGGUUACCGCUUCCAAUGACAAGUCUAUUCGGACAUGGUCGUUGGGAAAUUUUUCUUUUAAUGACGAUAUAGAGCCACAUUGUAAUCCUCUUGUUCAUUUCGGUCUCGGCGAUCUUGAGGGUAUCGGUCCAGUUGACGACAGUGAGUCGACAGAUAUAGAACAUUUAGAAGAAGGCUUAAUAUGUACAAACUCUGAUAUUCGUUGCUUGGCGCGCGUCUCCCACGUUGCCGCCAUCAAUGCUAUUGCUGUUUCAAAGGACCAUAUUGCCACUGCUUGCAGUGAUGGAUUCGUGCGAUUAUUCAAAUGGUUAAAACAAGAUGACAUUACGAUCGAGUUAGAGUUCGAGUUGGCAGCUCACUCAUAUCCUGUGCUAGCGGCUGAUUUUGGCGCCGAUGGAACCUUAUUGUUAAGUGGUGGUCUCGACGGAUGUGCUCGUCUUUGGGAUGUGCAAUCAGGUUGUGAGCUGGUGGUGGUUUCAGCAGAGAGUGUGCACGCGUGCGCGGGCGAGGGCGGCGGGGAGGGCGGCGGGGGCGUGCGCGACGCGCGUCUGCGCCCGCGCCGCCCGCCGCAGGUAUUGGUGGCCAGCGACGACGGCCUCGCCGCGCUGUGGGGCAUCGACCCACCCAGCCCGGACCCCUUGCAGUUUAGUGGUUUUGUU
Messenger RNA from Brenthis ino (lesser marbled fritillary), 1560 nucleotides. The record is from the annotation of a GenBank genome assembly. Lineage: Eukaryota; Metazoa; Arthropoda; Insecta; Lepidoptera; Nymphalidae.